AUGUCAAUUGAUUCUUAUAGUUUAGAUAAACUUCGCAGUACAUUAAUUCGUUUAGAAGACACGAUUAUCUUUGCUCAAUUUGCUUUAAAUCCUUGUGUUUAUGUUAACGGUGCUUUGGAGUUUAAAGGUGCAACUGGAGAUAAAAACUUUUUGGAGUAUUUUCUCUGGGAAACAGAAAAAGUUCAUGCAAAAGUUCGUAGAUAUACAAGUCCAGAUGAAUAUGCAUUUACAUCACCGUUACCUGAACCUAUUCUUCCUCCUUUGGAAUAUACAAAAUUUCUUGAACCUAACACUAUUAAUGUAAACGACAAAAUUAUGUCCAUGUACGUAAACUGUAUUACUCCUGCAAUUUGUGAAAACUCUGAUGAUAAGAACUAUGGAAGCGCAGUUACAAAAGAUAUUGAAGCACUUCAAGCAUUAAGUAAACGUAUUCACUUUGGUAAAUUUAUUGCAGAAUCAAAAUUUAGAUCUAAUCCUGAUGAAUAUAUUCAACUGGCUUUGAUUGAAGAUCGAGUAAAGAUUAAUGAAUUAUUAACAAAUAAGACAGUGGAAAAACAAGUGCUACAGAGAUUGCGUCGAAAAGCGUUAGUCUAUGGUCAAACACUAGAUGAGGCACAAGAGGGUACAAGUAAACAUUUACGCAUUCCUGUUGAUGUAGUUGUUGAUCUAUAUGAACAAUGGGUAAUCCCUUUAACAAAAGAAGUUGAAGUAGAUUACUUGAUAACUAGAGGAAAGAAUGCAGCCACUAAAACGAAUUAG
Molecule: messenger RNA, 759 nt
Organism: Cokeromyces recurvatus
Lineage: Eukaryota; Fungi; Mucoromycota; Mucoromycetes; Mucorales; Mucoraceae
Product: chorismate mutase
Exons: 5
Coding region: 1-759 (252 amino acids)
Biological process (GO): aromatic amino acid biosynthetic process; chorismate metabolic process
Cellular component (GO): cytoplasm
Molecular function (GO): chorismate mutase activity
Source: RefSeq, a predicted model, not a curated record